Durio zibethinus is the source of this 3814-nucleotide messenger RNA. RefSeq names its product nuclear pore complex protein NUP1-like. Gene Ontology annotation, cellular component: nuclear envelope. The record is from RefSeq and is a predicted model, not a curated record. Gene Ontology annotation, biological process: nuclear membrane organization. NCBI's taxonomy places the organism in Eukaryota, Viridiplantae, Streptophyta, Magnoliopsida, Malvales, Malvaceae.
UCGUAGCUAUAAAGGAACAAAAAGAAAAAAAAAAUGUCAAUAAAGCGCCCUUCGCAGUAAGCACAGUGAGCCGAUGCGUGAUUGUGCGUGCUACCGAUGCAAGACCCCGAAGCAACAGAGCGCGGCGCCGGCGGGAAAUUAAGGAGAAAUCCGCCGCGUCGACCGCUGGCCACACCUUACGCCCGCCCUCAGCAAAACCAAUCCCUACGCGGUCGCUUGCUUUCCAAACUCGUCGAUCCGGCUUGCCGUCUCAUAGCCGGCGGCGCCACUAGAAUCUUCCCUUCCCUCUUCUCGAAUCCACUAACCAGCGAUUACCUCCCAAUGCCAGAACCUCAAACUCACAUUAACUUGGAUGAAGAUAUAGAAGAACAUGCUAAUGGCGAAGAUCAAACUUGUUCUUCAAUUUUUGGAGUGUCCAAAACAACCGGUACUGGUGGAACAACUGAUGGAUCAAAGGUUGCUUCUCACUUUGUGGAAAACAGAAAGGACCAUCAGGUUGACUUUAAGGAUGAUGGACUUUCAGAAAUUGAAAAGCUGAUGAAGGGGAAAACAUUUUCGAGGGAUGAAAUCAAUCAUCUGAUAGGGAUUAUAAAUGCAAGGGCUGUUGAUGUUCCUAAAGUUGAUCAAGAAAGUAAGGAUUUAACCCUGUCUGCUGGAGGUGCCAAGGAACCUAUAGUUGCUCAAAACCUGAUGAGGCCAACUGAAGAAAAACAGGAUGAUUUAAAUAAAGCUUUAUGGAAUUUGGCAACCCCAAUUUCUAAGCCAACGCUCCUAGAUGAAACUGUACCUUCACCAAUUGAAAUUGCAAAAGCAUACAUGGCAAGCCAGAGAUUAGAAGUAAACCUAGGUUCUAAGAGUAUUAUAUCAAAAGAUGAAAGACCAAAAAUGCUUGGUGAUGAUUUUGCAUCAGAAACAUUUGUACAAUUGCCUUCAUCAAAGCCAUCCGCAUGUUGGCCAGGUUCCAUGGUACAGGAUCAGUGUGGUUAUCUAACUCCACAAAGUCAAAGAGGCAGAUUGGGGCUCCAUAAUAUUCCAAGAACCCCUUACUCCAGAUCUAUCUAUUCAAAAUCUAAAUCCAAGUUGGCUCAUGUUCAAGAUGAGGAUAAUGGUUUCCUGAAUGGUUCAUUCUCACCCUUGCAACAUUCACAAACUCCUGUGUAUGGGCAGUUGAGGAGCAACAUAGUGUAUGAUGGGCAUGGAUCUGUGGGACCCAUUCGCAGGAUUCGACAUAAGGGUAUUGCAGAAACUCCAUCCAAAGGAUCUGUUUAUUCUCAUUUGUCAUUAAAUGGUCCUUUUCCAGUGGGAAAUUCCAAUGUUUCCAAAAGUCUAUUUCCUUCUAUCAAGAAGAAUUUGGAACAAGGAGGCACCAGAAGCUCUUCAGUUUUUCAGUCAGUAGAUGGUCGUAGAAGCUCUGAAAUGCGUAUCCCACCUGUUCAUCCGCAUUCCAGCCAGAUGGCUAGGACAAUAUUGGAGCACCUUGAGCGAAAUCCAGCUACUCCUAAGAAGUCUGACAAGUUAAAGAUAGACACUUCAUGGAAAAGAUCUCAAUCUUCGGAUGCUAAUGCUGCCAUUUCAAAGGGUCACAAUGGUUUGCCAUAUUUAGGACUUGAUUCUUCUAAAAGCAGAGAUCAAAUCAACAAUAGAAGUCCUGCUCAAUGGAACGGAGAUAGACAUAACUCAUUUUCUGUGGCUUCUCCAGAGAGUACCAUUGAGGCUAAGAAUGUGAACAUAACAACUACUUCAGAUUUAAAAGUUGACAACACUGUUACAAUGUUUGGCAAUAAUGCAGGAUCUUCACUAGAUUUUGGAAAAACUCAGGAUUCUCAAAUCAAGACUGCACGGAAGGAUCUUUCAAAGGUUACUGAUACUACUGUGUCUGAGGGUCUACAAAUACCUUCAUCUAACUCCUUGGGAAAUAAACCAGUUUUGGCUUCUAUUUCUGUCUGCAAGCAUGAGCAAAGGUGGAUGUUUACCACGGAUAAUAGCAGUGGUUUCACCUUCCCUGUUCCUGCAUCUUCUGGCGUGUCUUCUGAACCUCCAACACCAUCCAUCAUGCCAACGCUAUCAGGUAGCAGUGUGCGUCAGCCCAAAGAGGACCACACAGGACCUUCAUAUAGUUUUGGUUCAAACAGAUCAUCCCCUGCCCUUGUUUUUUCUUUCCCAUCGACAAGAAAUGCCCCUAACCAUGUUGAUGCUUCAGAUAUUACUUUCAACUUCGGAUCUGAUAGCUCAUCAAGAAUAUCUUUCAGUUCAAUAGGAAAAAACGCCAUAUGCUACUGACACAGAAAUGAUAUAUUUUUUUUCUUUUUCAUUUAACCCCAUUUAGACUGUAGUGAGCUGGAGACCUAAUUUCAUCGGUGAGAAUCUCAAUUAGUUAUGCAUCAUUGCCUUAUUAUAGGAGAUUAGGAGAGAGAAUUGUCUAAAGCUGAAACCUGGAUUCACUUAAUUUUUGCACGUACGCUUCUUGGUUUCUUGGUUCAUGAUUACGGCAAAUUGUAUUGUCAUUAGUUUGUUCAUGGGUAGGUCGGCGGUCUAAAAAUGAUCAGGUUGAUAAUCUUUAUUUUAGGAGCGAUGGAAAGAAGUACCCGUUGGAAUUAUUUCGGUGACUUGAUUCUUUAUGAAUAUGCGGUUUUCUCCCCUUUCGGAUAGAGGAGAGGACUAUAACUUAGCCUUGUUCCCAUUUUUUUGGCUUUUGGAUCUUCCCAUCUGCUCUCUAGAUAAGAAAACAAGAAAACAAGACCACCUUGGAUGAUUGGAGUUGGACGUGGAAUAAUUCGUGUUCACUCAUUACAGAAAUUACGUCGAAAACCCAAAGCCAAGAAGAUUACCGAUCGAACAGGAUGCCACAGGAAUCACAUGCUGAGGUGUUGCUCCUACUUUCAACAACAAAGAAUUUAUCCCUGUUGGUCCCUACCUUCAAUGAAAUCAAUGUGUAGGAAGAUCAGACUGUGAAAAGACCCAAAUUCAUGUUGAGAGAGAAAGGGGGAGAAUACCAGGCCAAAGUCCAAAAUCAAGAGUCGGUGAGUUGGGUGCGGGGGGUGCCCCAUUUGUGUGGGGAGCUAGUCAGGCUUGAGAGGUGAAAUGACAAUGAAAUGAAAAUGAAUGCGUGCACCAGACAUGAAUUUGACAUUUCAGAUUCUUAUGUCAGAACUGCUGCAACUCUUGCCCUUUCGAGUGUUUUUUCUUUAACUCCUCACUCUCACCACCACCGACCAUUGCCCCAUCAUGCUCUUAUGUACAACUGUUCUUUGUUCAUUUUUUCUUUGGAUAAAUAAGUAGUGGAAGUAGCAAGAAAAUCCAUUUGCCAGCUUGGAAUCUUACUACAAUCCAAUUGCUGACCCCGAGGGCAUUCAAUCAUUAUUACCAGUAUUUACAUUUUACAUUUUACAUGCACUUCGUGCUCUCUAGCUGUAAUUGAAUUUCAUAUUUUUACUCUUCAUAGUUUCUUCUCAUUUAAACUAUUUUACCGUUUUUACUCCAUUUUUGUUCUUUUCUUUCCAUUUUCUUUGACAGAAAUAAUAAAGCAACCAGACUAUGCUCCACAACAACCAAGUAUACAGUUUGGUUUCUUUGAUUAGUUUGAAAACAUCCUAGUUUAGAUCUCUAUAUAUCUUUGUACGUACGUGCUGCUUGUUUGUUCUUUCCACACAAAUCUUAUCUAGUUAACAUAUAAGCAUGCAUAUUUUUUGUCAAUAUGAUUCAAUUUAACUUGCAGAUAUCAUAUAAUUAGUGACAAGUAUUCUUAUUUUCAAUGGACUUUUACUUUCUUUUAAUCAUGAUCUGUGCUGUCAAAAACCAUACUUACUCCCCCCUU